Aspergillus welwitschiae is the source of this 159-nucleotide messenger RNA. RefSeq lists its product as uncharacterized. Lineage: Eukaryota; Fungi; Ascomycota; Eurotiomycetes; Eurotiales; Aspergillaceae. The record is from RefSeq and is a predicted model, not a curated record. The transcript has a single exon. Bases 1 to 159 code for a protein of 52 amino acids.
AUGGUUAUGAUCUCAAGCUACAGGAUUCGCGCGCGCUUGAGCCGCCGUUCUACACUCAGAAGUCGGUAUAAACCAGGAAUGCCGACCAGGAUUGACGAUCCUUACAAUUUCCUCAAAACCUUCUUUGGCUACUGCUCAGUUUUUCACGGCCGGCUCUAA